This is a messenger RNA of Drosophila albomicans, 814 nucleotides long. RefSeq names its product ribosomal RNA processing protein 36 homolog. Gene Ontology annotation, biological process: tetrapyrrole biosynthetic process; maturation of SSU-rRNA from tricistronic rRNA transcript (SSU-rRNA, 5.8S rRNA, LSU-rRNA). The record is from RefSeq and is a predicted model, not a curated record. Lineage: Eukaryota; Metazoa; Arthropoda; Insecta; Diptera; Drosophilidae. Gene Ontology annotation, molecular function: glutamyl-tRNA reductase (NADP+) activity; NADP binding. Gene Ontology annotation, cellular component: 90S preribosome; nucleolus. The transcript has 3 exons. The coding region runs from base 77 to 811 and encodes 244 amino acids.
UCGAACCCAAACAGAAUCAAAACAAAACACGUGAAAAUUAAAUAAAGCUAAGAUUUAUUUGAAUUUUCUGAUAAUAAUGUCGUCCUCAAGUGAUUCUUCUGAUGUAUCUGAACACGAAGCAAGCGGAGAUGAAGAGACACAGAGUGCAAUUCGCGAGGAUCUCAAGGGAAUGACUCUCGAGGAGAUUAUGCAGCUGAAGGAGGAGCUGGGCGCUAAAGUAUACAAGGAGGCAGUGCUAGGCAGCAAGAGCGUUACGAGAAAGCAGCCGAAAGCAAAGAGUGAACUUAAGCGACUAAAUAAAAAUCGACCUCGCGAAAUAAGUGCAAAGCGUCAGGUGCCAUUUUUGGGCGCCGAGCAGCGAGUGGAGCGUAAAAACAAGGAGACGGAGUUGCGUGAUCCAAGAUUUGAUGAAAGAUCUGGCAACUAUAACGUUGAUACAUUUAAGAAAAACUACAAAUUCGUAACAAAUAUUCGGCACAAUGAAGUCAAUAAGCUAAAGAAUCAAUUGGACAAUGUGGAAGGCGAAGAGAAGCAGAAGAUCAAGCACACGAUGCAAAGACUGAUCAACAAGAAUGUAGAGGAUAAAAAGUGGCAUGCGAAGCAAGCACAAUUGGAGAAGGAACGCAAAGCUAUACAAAAAGCACACGCCGAGGGACGACAGCCACACUAUGUCACUAAAAAGGAGCGACGUGCCAAGGAACUGGUGGCACAAUUUGAGCAUCUCAAGAAGACGGGCAAGCUGAAUAAACAUUUGGAGAAACGCAGGAAAAAGAACGCUGCCAAGGAUCGCAAGCGCAUUAGCAUAGAAUAAACA